UCUUUGGAGAAAUUCCAGAGGGGUCCCUGGAGGAAUCACUUUAAAAAUCUCUGGAGGAAUCCAGUUUUGUCAAUGGUGAUUUUCCAUAACCUUAAACCAUCUCAUGCCUAUUUCAGUCGUAAGAUCAAAUUUUCCUCGUUUCUAAAGAAAGGUGAGCUAAAAAAAACUCUCUCUGGAUCUUAACGGAACCAGUUCCGAAAUAUCCGCAUAUGGCCAAUGCACCCAUGUGCUGUUAUCGCGCUGCUUGGCAGAUGCUUGAAGGAAAAUCAAGGCAUUUGAACCGUCGAAUGUUCUGUCGUGGAUCCUGUAAUGUUCAGCAAGUGGACAAAAUUGUAACCUAUUCUUAGCUAAAACGAUCAUUUUCCAACAACGAACUUAUAACUUUUCCAUUUUUUACAAAAUAAAGGACGGCCUAGAGAUUAACCGUAGGCCUCUGACGUACAUACCGUUACCGAACUUCGAGAAUCAGCGGAUCCGGGGUCGUAUCCUUCAGGUAUUCCUUGGAAGAAACGGUAGAGUGCGACAAGCACUAGUGAAGACGGCGACAGGGGAAUUCAAAAGGGAUGCAGUCAAACUACCAGUUCUUAAUGUAGAAGAGAAGUGUAAACCAGGCGACAGAUCAGCAGAGAUUCCUGAACCAUGCCGUGGUUUACGUUUGUUACGACAAGAACCGUGGCUCUGGCAGCACUGCCACAGAUCUGACGUCCCACUUACUGAUCGUACACGAUCAACAGUUGGCAACAGUUGACUUUCACAACGGCUUAAACCUAAAUCUAUUUUACAGCUUACGAAACUAAAACCUAAAUUUAUCGUGCAAAUUUCAUAUGCUAUUCUGUUGAAGAGAGUACGGAAAACCGAGGGGGUCGACAGUAAUCAAUUUGCUUCAGUUACCGUGCGAUAAGCCGUAAUUUUGUUUGAUUUUCUGAAUUAUUCUUAAUUGUUUUCAUUAUACUGAACAUCGGUUCGAUUUUAUCGGAUUUUUCUCAUUUUCUGCCAUUUUCCAAGAUAAAAUCGAUUGUAUGCUAUUUAUUUUCAGCAAAAUGGUAAAAAUGGAACAUAUCUGAAAAAUCGAAUAAAAUGAAAAAAAUCGUUUGAAAAUCGUCGAAAAUCGGCGCUGGAAACGGCUAACAUCUCUUAAAAUGUUAUGACGUCGCGACGCCACGUCGAAAAUUUUGACAACUCUUCCAGGUAAACAAUCGGCUGCGUCGACCGAGGCGUCGGCCAUCAGCUGGUCGCUCAGCAGUAAGAGGCCCUUAUUAUGAGUGUCACUUCACGGUGAAAAUCGAUCACGGUGACACAUUGCGAAUCCACGGUGAAAAAGUUGUGGGUUAAUCAAAGGGGAAUCACUUUCACCGUCCUUAUUACCGGUGUCACUUUUUGGUUUUCACUGUGAAGUGACACUCGUAAUCAGGCCCAGAAUAUUGCUGGAAUUAGCGAUUGCAACAAUGGAUUACCUCGAAAAUAUGGGAAAUGUUAUUAUUGAGAAGAUGUAUUUGCAAUAUAAUAUCAUACUGAGCAUAAAAAUAGUGAGUAGGCUAUGUAAACAACAGUCACAUUCGUGAACAGCUGUUGUUUAUAAACAAGCUCCAACCUCGGCUCCAACCGGAAGAACAGGGAGAACAAAACAAAAUCGAGAAAAUGUGACAUUUUUGUUCAGGGAUGUGCAUCGAUUUUGUUCGAUUGUAUGUGGAUAAGCCAACAUUAUAAUCGAUUUUAUCGGAUAUUUCGGAUAUGGUUGAUUUUAAUCGAUUUUCUGUUAAUUUCUUCAGUUUUGUUGAAAUUAUGAAAAUAAUGUGAUUCCUUGUAGGUUUUGGCUUAAAAUCAACGAUAUCGGGAAGAGUCAUCCCCCUCGCGGAAAACAAUAUGCAAAUUUGUAUAAAACUAAAGUAUAUAUUUACAGAAAUAUGGUAAAAUUAACCUGCAGGUGUUAGGUACGACCAGUCCAAAUCUUUACUAUUACACCAAAUAUGUAAGUCAUCCUGGACUAUCCUCAAUUAAAUCACAGACAAACAGACGUAUCACUUGGAACAAAAUGCGGUAAAAACCAUCGUCACUCAAACAUAAUCGCCCAAUGCUAAUUACGCUGUGGUACGCAAACCCACUGAAUAGAUGACGGUUGUGAGCAAACGUCAUACAGGAGCAAAAACGAUGCGAGCGCCAUGAGCGAGCGAUUUGAGAACUAUGGAAUAAUCCGUUAUAAAGGGAAACUAUGGGAAGUGAGUAGAGUGAGACGUCUGUUUGUCUGUGAUUAAAUCUUCUAAAUCUCGGAUACUUUUUCAAAACGACGUAUAAUAUACGCAAAUCCUAUGUUGAUACGUCGUUUUGAAUAAGUAUCCGAGAAAUAAAGUUUUAUAUCUAGCUUAAAACGCACAGACAAUUAAAUACCACUCACUAGUUUUACGUAAUAUCUGGCACAGGUAACGAAUAUUAUAACAUUAUUGCAUCGAGAAAUUCAUAUAACAAGAGUCAUAUUGUUGAGAAAUAUUUCGAAUAAUUCGAACCGUUAAACAAUCACGCACACUACACAAAUCCAUAUCGGUUGUUCCGUUUGAUAAGCUUGUCCGAUAAACCUGCCGACGGAAUGCAUUAGAGAUACACGUUUACAGAUGGAUAUUACUUUGAUUGAUUCUACGUGUCAAAGACAGCUUCACUUGAGUACCGGCACGAGGUAGGAUAUACCUAGAUGUUAGAAGCAAAUAACGUAUGCGUAGGUGAGAAUCACCUCCAUAAAUAACAAGCUAGUCAACAUUAAUAGAUAUGGAACCACAUCAAUCUAUCUCAGAAUGGGUAAUCACCACGAAAACGUGACGCCCAUUGAUACGCUAAUGAAAAGUCAAUAUGCAGUUCAUCGGGUUUUGUUCGCCUGUUUGGCCACGCUCAUUCAAGGGUGGCCAAUAAAUCUGGGCGUUUGGUACCGGGGAACCAUCAGUCCCUUUUGGAAUUUUCCACUACCGAACCCGACGGCAGCAACAUGCUGCCUACGUUAUGUCAUUCCGGUAUGUUGAUCUUAGCAGCUUUGGUGGGAGUUCGCCUAACUCAAACUACGGCGAUGGUUGAGGGCGAACCGGAACUGAAUCUACCCAAGUGGUUAACAAACGAUUUGAUUCUGAUGCACAUCGCUACGAUCUUCAACCGAACCACGCACAUUGAUCUGGUACUGGACGAUCGUUCGGGUGAUCGCGUGCGACAGCUGGACUACAUGGUACAGCAUCUACGAACGGACAAUGGAUUUCUGAGGGGUAAAUCCAUCCGGAUUUACCAGGAAAAUGCGGUUGACGAAGCGGACAGCUGCUCCACUGUGCUCGAUCACGGCUACGGCGAAGAGUUUGAACUGCUGCACUGGGAUCGGAGGUACGACUCGUUUGCCAAGAUAUGGGGGCAGAAUCAGUACAACGGUUACAUAGUGUUUGCGAAUUUGUUGACGUUCGAUCGGUUGGUAGGCUGUUUGCUGGAUCCGAUCGGGACGUACCUGAUCGUGGUGGAAGAAUCGAUCGAGCCGGAUGCGAUUACGCGAUUGCUGAGGUCGAUCUGGCGCAAGGACGGAACGUUCGGGGUGUUUACGCUAACCGGUGAGCGGGUGUUCGGGUACGAUCCCUUUGCGCGGUUGGAGACUGGACGAUUCGGAAUGUUGAAGGAGUUGAAAGGUGCGAACGAUCUACCUAGACUGCCGAACGUCUUCGAUGGAUAUCCGUUGCGGAUCGAGAUAUUCUGGUCAACCUAUACGACGCCGAUGAAUGCCAGUAGACCGAACAAGGACUUCAUCGGACCGGAUGCGGAAGUUGGACGGACCGUUACCAAGAUGCUGAAUUUCACAGCCGUCUUCAUUCCACCGGACAAUGACAACUUCGGAAUCCAACUCCCGAACGGAAGUUUCAACGGAGUAAUUGGACGACUCUCGCGACGCGAAAGUGAUGUGGCUUUCGUGGGAUUUUUCGUAAAGGACUACUUCAGUCGAGACAUUGAGUUCACCUCCGGAGUGUACGGCGAUGAGCUGUGUUGUUUGGUGAAGAAGGCUAGCCGAAUUCCGGAAUAUCUGCUUCCGAUUACGAUUUUUCCAUCGGAUCUGUGGGGUGUGUUGUUCCUGGCAGGGAUUGUCUUCGCGUUGAUUUGGGAAGUUAUCCGAGGAGCUAUUCGACUCGCGGCCAGGAUUCGAAAUGAAAGGAACCAACGUCAACGGCUAGCCGAGCUGUUCAACUUGUCCAACGAGACUCGCGACGCUCCAAAGUAUCGCAAAGUGAUUCAGAUAUGUGUGGAUACUUACAUCAUUUGGGUGAGCGCGCCGUAUCGGAGGUUCAGCCAUUCCGGCGUUGAACGCUUGAUGCUCUUCGGUAUGAUGCUGGUGAGUGUGAUCUUCGUAUCUAUGUUCCAAUCUAGUCUGUCUUCCGUAUUCCUGAAUCCGGUGUACUACAAGGACAUCGACACGCUUCAACAGUUGGACAAGACCGGGAUGAAGAUCGCAGUCAAGUACAAAGGCUUCAUGGAUGACGUAUUUCCAGCUAACAAUACCCCUACCAUGGAUGCCCUGCGAAGUAAGAUGGUCUACGAGCCGAUUCAGGGUUCGAUGCCAGCCCGAGUCGCCAAAAUGGGAACCCUAUCAACUGUGACUCGAAAAUCAACUCUAUCCUUGGACAACGCCAUCUACUUGUCAACCAACCAACUGCACAUGGUGCGUGAGUGUCCCCGAAUGUACAACCUGGCCUACGUCGUUUCACGGCAUUCCGUAUUUCUCGAUCGGAUCAACACCAUGAUCAUGAGAGUUUUCGACGGUGGACUGGUCGAUCACUGGAUUUCGGAGAUGAACUACAACUUCACCAUCAGGGACUGGGAACAGAUCAGAGCAUCUAUGGGAACGAAUUUUAAAAUCUUGACGCUUGUGGACAUGCAGUUUCCUUUCUACCUGCUGGCCAUCGGGCUUUGCGUGAGCACGGUGGUUUUCGGAGCGGAACUUGUCCACCACAAAAUCGGACGGAUCCGGAACAAGUCCGUUGAUAGGAUUUCUUUUAGUUCUAGCGAAGUCAAACUUACUCCAAAGAGUUCUUCAAAUAGUUACAGUUAUACUCAGUAUUAG
Messenger RNA from Aedes albopictus (Asian tiger mosquito), 5068 nucleotides. RefSeq lists its product as uncharacterized. Lineage: Eukaryota; Metazoa; Arthropoda; Insecta; Diptera; Culicidae. The transcript has 2 exons. Gene Ontology annotation, molecular function: ligand-gated monoatomic ion channel activity. Bases 2972 to 5068 code for a protein of 698 amino acids. Gene Ontology annotation, cellular component: membrane. The record is from RefSeq and is a predicted model, not a curated record.